UUAGUCAAACAUGGAAGUCGACCCACAUAGUCAGGAUGUCCAUCCCCUUGGUGAGAUUGUUUCUCAAUCACAGCCCUUAGUUGGACAAGUCCCUAAUCCGAGUGGAGGAUAUUCUUACCAAAUCUCAGAUCUGGAAAGUCUGCUUCGAUUCCUAUGUUUAGGAGUCAACGAUAGGGUUUACAGGGCAAAUACACAACAUACAGAAUUCGGUCGGGCCAACGUAAGCUUCAUUGACAGGCUCAUACAGGAUGGUAGAGGAUCGGAGGUAAUCGGAUGCAUUCGGGAUGUAAGCAUCCAAGGAAGAGCAUGUAAGCAUGACACCACACUGUACGCAUUAGCCAUAUGCGCAAGAAGUAAUGAUUUACAAACUAAAAGAUCUGCUUAUGCAAUAUUAAACGACGUCUGCCGCAUUCCUACACAUCUAUUUCAGUUUGUAAAAUAUUGCGAAGAAUUGUUUGAACACAACAGUGGAUGGGGCAGGGCUCACCGCAUGGGAAUCAGUAACUGGUAUAAUAGUUUCCAGUCUAAAGAUCCACAGGACCACAAAAGUGCAAAGAAAUUGGCCUAUCUUGUGACGAAGUACAAACGCCGUCACGGUUGGACCCACCGUGAUGCGGUUCGUCUGGCUCACGUUCAUCCCAGAACUACGGAUAUCAGACUUAUCAUAGAAUAUAUAUUUGGCGAAAGUAUAACUGUAAACAUUACUCCAAAUCAUGCAAGUAUUGGUGAAUUUUUGGACGCGGCCAGGAGAGCAAAACGAUGUAACGAUGUUGAAGAAAUUCGCAGUCUAAUAGCAAAAUACCAUUUAUCGAGGGAACACAUACCUACUCGAUUCUUAAAUAACAUUUCCGUUUGGGAGGUACUCCUUAGAGCUAUGCCUUUUACCGCAAUGCUCCGUAAUCUAGGUAAAAUAACUAGUUUAGGAAUGCUGAAUCCAAACUCAAAUACAUCUUCAGACUUGUGGAUUACAAUUAUACUUCAAAGACUUGGUCAGUUGAACAGUGAUGGACUGAACUGUCAAAAGAUCCACCCCUUAACAAUUCUUAUUGCACUGAAACAUUACGAAAAAGGGCAAGGACAAACGAGGAGGUUAGUGUGGACACCAAACACACAGAUUGUUAAUGCACUGAAAGAGGCUUUCGAUCAGCUUACCAAAAUAUGUCCACCGGAAGGACAAUCAUACUUAAUGGCCGUUUCCGUUGGUGAAAGUAUGCAGAAAAAUAUUUGCGGGUCGUCCAUAAAAGCGUGCGAAGCAGCUGCGGCCAUGGUUCUUUCAACCAUAAACACGGCAGAGGUAGAAGUCAUUAUCUUUGCUAAUUCAAUAGAAGAUGCAUGUAUCAGUAGUAUAGCCAGGGGCGAUACUCUAGAUUCUAUUUCAGCUAAGAUUCAACAGGUCAAACAGCAAUGUCAACAAUUGUCAGGUAGAGUCAGCGAAGACUUGGCUGUUCCAUUUAAAUGGGCAGCUAUCAGAAAAACACGAUUUGAUGUUAUUGUUGUUCUCACAGACUCUUUAACCAGCUGUGGAUAUAUGCAUCCAGCGGAAAUGCUAAAACAAUACAUUAGAUACGUGGCUAUUGAUGAGUACCGUCUUAUUGUUGUUGGUAUGACCGACAACGAAUAUACCAUAGCCAGUCCUAUGGAUAUGAAUGCGCUCGAUGUAGUCGGCUUUGAUCUUCACACUCCAAGUGUAAUUAAAAACUUUGUGAAUGACUUUCGAAGUGAUCCUUCCAUGCAGACUGAUAAUCCAUAUGUUGACUUGGAAGAAAUGGAAAAUGUCACUUUAUAUUAAAACCACUGUUUUGUUAUAGACAUUAAUGUUCAUUUUAGAAAUCAAGUUGAACAAUAGUUAUUUAAAAAAAAGUUUUUAUAUGUAUUAGGACCGAGUCAUAGUAUUGAAUAGAUUGAUUUGAUGGCAGUACACACAGAAAACAUAUUUAGAACCUGAUGAUUUUUUAAAAAUCUAUUUACAGAUUUUUCGAAUACAUCAAAUUCCUGGUGUGAUUUUCUGAACAGUAUUUAAUUAAAGAAAUAAGUUGUGACAUAGAUUUAAGAAAUUGUGGGUACACAUCAUUGAGACAUCCAUAAAAUGUCACUAUAAGCACAAAAAAAGAAGGAUAUACCUCAACUGAUUCAUAUAGAAUUUCGUGUAAAUUGAAUUUUGCUGAAUACCUUCGGGAAAUACUACAGAUUUAAGCACCAUCACAUAUUUUGUUGCAAUAAUUAUCAUUUCUUAUAUUUAAUAAAAAAUCUUCGCAUUG
Messenger RNA from Mytilus trossulus (common blue mussel), 2258 nucleotides. RefSeq names its product RNA-binding protein RO60-like. The record is from RefSeq and is a predicted model, not a curated record. Gene Ontology annotation, molecular function: RNA binding. Bases 11 to 1789 code for a protein of 592 amino acids. The transcript has 2 exons. Lineage: Eukaryota; Metazoa; Mollusca; Bivalvia; Mytilida; Mytilidae. Gene Ontology annotation, cellular component: ribonucleoprotein complex.